This is a messenger RNA of Cephus cinctus (wheat stem sawfly), 3559 nucleotides long. RefSeq lists its product as uncharacterized. Gene Ontology annotation, molecular function: oxidoreductase activity, acting on paired donors, with incorporation or reduction of molecular oxygen; monooxygenase activity; iron ion binding. Lineage: Eukaryota; Metazoa; Arthropoda; Insecta; Hymenoptera; Cephidae. The transcript is spliced from 2 exons. The coding region runs from base 248 to 3376 and encodes 1042 amino acids. The record is from RefSeq and is a predicted model, not a curated record.
ACUUGGUAUCAUCUGUUUAAUUCGAACAGUCGACUGCCAAGCGUCACACUUGAAACAUCUACAUACCAAGCAAAUACAAGUUGUAAAAACAGUCCGUUGGAAGACGAAAAAGUAAGAUCGUCAGAAACGUAUUUUAUGGACUGUAAGGUGGAUUUAGAAAUACGUAAUAAAUCAUUUUGUAAGUGAUUACCAUUGCCACUGUGAAAAUAUAUAACAUUACUUUAAACCGAAUGCGAUAAAUUGAUGAAUGCAGGUGAAACGCUAUCGAAAGAAUUUCGCUAUCGAACGUAGACAUUUUUGCACAAGGAUGACUGUGAUUUUUGAGCAAUGGGUGAAUUACUGGACCAUUGGACUUUUGACGGUGAUUAUUGUAAUCGUAUACGUUUACGUGAAACGACAUCACAGUUACUUCCAAAAAAUGGGAAUUCCAUAUAUUGAGUCACAUAUUCUCGUAGGAAAUCGUGGACCCGUAGUUUUCAAACAGAGAUCACUUUUCGAUCAUUCUCAGGUGCUCUACAAUUCCAUACCAGACGCAAAGUACGUUGGCAUAUAUGAUUUUGCUAUACCAGCAAUUCUGAUACGGGACGUCGAACUCAUUAAGGAUAUCGGUGUUAGACAUUCUGAAAAUUUUUUGAAUCACAAAAUCCUCUCCGAUCCGCAACUGGAUCCGCUGUUUGCAAACAAUCUCUUCAAUUUACAAAACGACAAAUGGCGAAAAAUGCGAGCUCUGCUGACUCCAGCUUUCACAUCGAGCAAAAUGAAGAUGAUGUUUGAUAUGAUAACGAAGUGCGCUACAGAUUUUGCGGAUUUUAUAGAAAAACAAUCUCCCAUUGUUGUGGACGUGAAGGAUGGCUUUGCAAGAUACACAAACGACGUGAUCGCCGGUGCAGCUUUUGGAAUUACCGUGAAUUCUAUGAAGGAGCGAAAUAAUGAAUUCUACUUAAUGGGCAAAGAGGCGACUACUAGUGGGUUUGUAGAAUUAAUGAAAAUGAUCCUCUAUCAAGCUUCUCCGACAUUAGCGAAAAAGUUGAAGGCUAACGUGGUCAGUCACCGGGCAGUCAAUUACUUCUGUAACAUUAUCGAAUCGACCAUUGCAACGAGGAAAACUCAAGGGAUUCAAAAAUCUGACAUGAUUCAACUUCUAAUGGAGGCGAAAGAUUCUGGAGAUAAGUUGGAUUUGACUAUCGAAGAUAUAACAGCGCAAGCAUUCAUAUUUUUCUUCGCGGGUUUCGAUACGUCAUCCUCAACUAUGAGCUUUGCUGCUUAUUCGCUGGCUACUAAUCCGGAAAUUCAAAAAAAGGUUCAAGCGGAGGUCGAUGAUAUUCUUAAGAAAUGUAAUGGCAAAGUGACGUACGAACAUCUCAAAGAAAUGAAAUAUCUCGAAGCAGUUGUCAGCGAAACUCUAAGACUGUACCCGGCAGCCGCCGAAAUAGAUCGAGUUUGCAGUAAAACAUUCGAACUUCCUCCAGCUAGACCAGCUGCAAGAUCCGUUACUGUGAAACCUGGCACCGUUAUAUUAUUUCCCGUGUAUGCAAUUCAUCGCGACCCUCAAUAUCAUCCCAAUCCCGACAAAUUUGAUCCUGACAGAUUCUUGAAUGAGAAUGAGAAGUUCAACCCGUUAGCAUAUUUUCCUUUUGGCGUUGGACCGAGAUCCUGUAUUGGCACUAGAUUUGCUCUAAUGGAAGUUAAAUUAGUUCUCUUUUAUCUACUGAUGCAGUGUAACUUUGAACCAUGCGAAAAAACAACUAUUCCUAUGAAAUUCAGUACUGCAAAUUUCCUCCCAAGACCUUUAAAUGGUCAUUGGUUGAAAAUUGUACCAAGAAAGGGAAUAAAGCGUUUGAAACACAUUCACGCAAGAAUGUCUUCGAUAAUUUUGGAAUUGAUGAAUUCGUGGGUUUUUAUAAUAGCGGCAAUAGCCGCAUUAUAUGUCUACAUGAACAGGCAGGGCAAUUAUUUCAAAAAAUUGGGAAUUCCUUACUUGAAAUCGUAUAUGUUAGUGGGAAAUCGUGGACCAGUAAUCUUUAGACAGAGAUCGUCCAUAGAACACGAACAGGCGCUUUACAAUUCUAUGCCAGACGCCAAAUAUUUUGGCAUGUACGAUUAUUCUUCGCCGGCAAUCAUGGUUCGUGAUAUCGAGCUGAUCAGAGAGAUCGGCAGUAAGCACUUUGACAAUUUUGUGGAUCAUAAAAGUAUGUUCGAUCCGGAGCUCGAUUCUCUGUUAUCAAACACUGUCUUUUUCUUACGGGAGGACAAAUGGCGACGAAUGCGAUCUCUUCUAAGUCCGGCAUUUACGUCAAGCAAAAUAAAGACAAUGUUUGGGUUGAUAUCGAAUUGCGCAACAAAUUUGGCAGAUUUUGUGGUGAAACAACAAGAACCGAUUAUUUUGGACAUGAAGGACCUUUUCUCAAGAUGCACGAACGACGUGAUCGCCAGCACCGCUUUUGGGAUUAAUUUGAAUUCAAUGGUGGAUCGCCAAAAUGAAUUUUAUAAAAUGGGUAGAGAAGUGACGGAUUUUGGAUUUUUACGAUCGUCAAAAAUAUUUUGUAUGCAAAUGUGGCCGAAAUUGGCGAGGAAAUUGAAGGCUAGUUUACUUACCGAUCGAAUGGUUGAUUUUUUCCAUCAAAUUAUUGCUACAACCGUUGCUACGAGAAGAGCACAAGGAAUUCAAAGACCCGACUUGAUUCAUCUUCUUAUGCAGGCCAGCGAAUCUGAAACAUCUUCAAAAUUGACUGUUGAUGACAUGACUGCACAAGCAUAUAUAUUUUUCUUCGCCGGUUUUGAUACGUCAUCUACAACCAUGUCUUUUGCUGCUUAUUCGCUUGCUGCUAAUCCUGACGUUCAAGAAAAACUUCAAACAGAAAUUGACGAAGCUCUCGAAAAAUGCAAUGGCGAAGUUACGUAUGACUAUCUGAAAGAAAUGAAAUAUCUUGAUGCAGUUAUCAGUGAAACCUUGAGGAUGUAUCCACCAGUGACAGAACUAGACCGAUUGUGCACAAAACCAUUUGAGCUUCCUCCAGCUAAAGAAGGUGGGAAACCCGUAUUUGUGAAACGUGGUACCUGUUUCUUAAUUCCAGUUAACGGAAUUCAUCGAGAUCCCAAAUUCUUUCCCAAUCCAGAUAAAUUUGAUCCUGAAAGAUUUUUGAAUGAAAAGGAAAAGAUCAAUUCUUCAGCAUAUAUACCAUUUGGAGUCGGACCAAGAACGUGUAUUGGCGCUAGAUUUGCCAUGAUAGAAUUAAAAUUGGUUCUUUUUCACCUAUUAAAAAUGUGUAAUUUGAAGCCAUGUGCAAAAACAUGCAUACCGAUGAAAUUCUGUACCAAAACCUUUAUGCCAGCACCUGCAACUGGUCAUUGGUUGCAAAUCGAAAGAAGAAAAUGAAUAAAAAAUUUUACUGGGCAGUUAUACAGUAUCAAAAUGAAGAAAGGAACUUGAUUGCAAUGCAUAAAAAAUAAGAAACAUUAAGAUUCUUGUUCUUAUCUAUAGUGUUUGUCGAGAGCUAUUGAUAUGUAAUAACAGAGAACUUAAAUUAUUGAUUAUAUCACAAUGAUACUUAUAACACUA